AGCAGAUCGGCAGUUGCAAAUAAUUUCUCUGUUUCUCUGAGCUGAUUUUUUUCUUCCUCAACAGCUGAAUCAAAUAGCGGGUUCAGACAUGUCUUCUGGCAGCAGCCUGCAGUCUGAGGAUCGGUUUCUGUGCCCCAUCUGUCUGGAUGUGUUUACUGAUCCAGUCAGCACACCAUGUGGACACAACUUCUGCAAAGCCUGCAUCAUUCAGCACUGGGAUAUUAAUGUUAUCUACAAGUGUCCAAUGUGCAAAGAGCGUUUCACCUCUAGACCUCAGCUUCGAGUGAAUACCUUCAUCAAAGAGACAGUUGCUCAGUUCAGACGUGAAGCUCAGCAGGAAGCUGCCAAACCAGGAGAAGUUCCAUGUGACGUCUGCACUGGAACCAAACUGAAGGCCCUGAAGUCCUGCCUGGUAUGUCUGACCUCCUACUGCCAGCCUCACUUGGAGCCUCACCUGACCGCUCCACGUCUGAAAAAGCAUCAGCUGAUAGAGCCGGUGGAGAACCUGGAGGACAGGAUAUGUCUGCAGCACGAUAAACCUCUGGAGCUGUUCUGUAGGACCGAUCAGACAUGCGUCUGCUCACUUUGUCCUGUUUUAAACCACAAGAACCAUGAGUUUGUUCCUCUGAGAGAAGAAUCUGAAAGAAAGAAGGCAGAGCUGAGGAAGGCAGAGGCUGCAUUUCAGGAGAUGGUCCAGAAGAGACGACUGAAGAUCUGGGAAAUCAGAGAGUCGGUGAAGAUUAGAAAAUAUGCUGCAGACAGAGAGAAAGCAGAAGGUGUUCAGGUCUUCACAGCUCUGAAGGAGUCCGCUGAGAGAGGCCUGAAGGAGCUCCUCAAGGAGAUCGAAGACAAACAGAAAACUACAGAGAAACAGGCUGAAGACUUCAUCAGAGAUCUGGAACAGGAGAUCUCUGAGCUGAUGAAGAGGAGCUCUGAGGUGAAGCAGCUCUCUCAGUCUGACGAUCACCUCAACCUCCUCCAAAGCAUCUCCUCCCUGAAAGCUUUUCCACCCACCAAGGCCUGGACAGAGGUCAGAGUUCAUCCACCAUCAUAUGAGGGGACUGUGAUGAGAGCUUUUGCUCGGGUUGAUGUGAAUAUGAAGAAGAUAUUGAAGCUGAAGAGAGUCCAGCAGUUUGCAGUGGAUGUGACUCUGGAUCCUGAUACAGCUAAUCCUAAUCUCAUUCUCUCUGUUGAUAGAAAACAGGUGAAACAUGGAGAUGUGAAGAAGAAACUUCCAGACAAUCCAGAGAGAUUUUCUUACUGUGUUUUUGUUUUAGGACGUCAGAGUUUUUCUUCAGGCAGAUUUUACUUUGAGGUUCAGGUUAAAGGGAAGACUCACUGGUAUUUAGGAGUAGCCAGAGAGUCUGUUGACAGGAAGGAAAGCAUUACACUGAGUCCUGAGGACGGAUUCUGGACUGUUGGGUUAAGAAAUCAAAAUCAGUACUCAGCUCGUGCUGAACCUCCAGUCCAUCUCCAUCUCCAUCCUGGUCCAGAGAAGGUGGGGGUGUUUGUGGAUUAUGAGGAGGGUCUGGUCUCCUUUUAUGAUGUAGAUAUUCCAGCUCAGAUCUUCUCUUAUACUGGCUGUGACUUCAAGGACAAACUCUACCCAUUCUUCAGUCCUGAGCUUAAUCAUGAAGGUAAAAACUCUGCUCCUCUUAUCCUCUGUCCUGUUCGUUGACCUAAUAAAAAUCUAUUAGGACUUAAUCUGAGUUAGUCUGAAUGAAGUCCUACUGGUGGAGAGGUAGGCUUGGGAACAUCCUCAGCAGGAAGUCAACAAAUUUAUUUGCUGCAGCUCUUUCUGCUUUUCUGUUUCUUCACAUUUUCGGCUUCUGACUCCUGCCUUCUAAAACAACAAGCUAAUAAUUUAUUCUUGGAUUGGUGUUGUCAGUAUAUGGUGAUGAUAUAUAUGAUUGUUCAUGUUUGAAGUUUUUACCUUCUCUCUGUAUUCUCUGAUGUCACCAUGGUAACAAAACAGCAAGCUCUAAUAUUUAAAGCCUGAUUGCUGAAUCCUGCAAAUUGUUGAUUUUCUCCUUUUCAGUUCCUGUUUUUUUACAUUCUGGUGUUGAAAAAAUAAAACUAGGAUUUUAUAACACCAAUUUUAUGAUCAGAGUCGUAAGUUUUCAUGUUUGGUUUCGAAACCUGCAGUGAAAUCUGAAAUGUUGUUGGAACAUAAAUUAUUCUCUGCAGCUUUGAAUUAAAAAUAACA
This is a messenger RNA of Poecilia latipinna (sailfin molly), 2206 nucleotides long. Its product is annotated as E3 ubiquitin-protein ligase TRIM21-like. Bases 89 to 1678 code for a protein of 529 amino acids. Gene Ontology annotation, molecular function: protein binding; ubiquitin-protein transferase activity; zinc ion binding. Gene Ontology annotation, biological process: protein ubiquitination. The transcript is spliced from 2 exons. NCBI's taxonomy places the organism in Eukaryota, Metazoa, Chordata, Actinopteri, Cyprinodontiformes, Poeciliidae. The record is from RefSeq and is a predicted model, not a curated record.